AUGUCGGAAGCCAACGGAGGGAGCGACCAUGGAAAAUUUACAUCCGGGUAUGUGGUAAAUGGUUUGAGGGUGGGGGAGGCGGUCGCCCCCUCUUGCCCCCUUGAUCCAACACUGUGUUCCAGUGGGCAGGGAGAAAGGCUGAGGUCCAUUUUUGUUCUUGUUGCUCAAGUUCAAGUUUCUUCACUUGGAAACACACUUAAUGCUGGAAGUGCAUGCUUGCUUCCCAUUAUUGCUGCAAAUCAAGAGGCAGUGUCUGAAGUUGAGUUCGAGGAAUAUUUGGAGAAGGAUUGGUCAUUUCUUGAAUUUGAUGAUACAGAUACUAAUGCAGAGCAUAUGCAGAAAAUUGAUCGCAUCAUUUCUGCAGGAAACAUCAAAGAAACAUCAAAGGUUCUUGUUUCUGUUGGUUCUGAAGCAUUUGUAGAUAGGAUCAUUUGUUCUUCCCCUUGUGAGCAGUUAUUCGUUGUCCAUGACUCUCUUUUCGUUCUAGCAUGCAUCAAAGAAAGAUAUGAUAAAGUCAAAUGUUGGCAAGGGGAAUUGAUAGAUGCGCCUGAGAAAUGGACGGCUUUUGAUGUCGUAUAUCUGUAUUUCCUCCCUGCUUUGUCCUCUGAACUCAAUCAGGUUCUUGCAGCUCUCGCUAAGCGCUGUUUGCCAGGAGCAAGAGUAGUGAUCAGUCAUCCCCUUGGAAGGGAAGCUGUUGAAGAGCAGAAACAGCAAUAUCCAGAUGUUGUGGUUUCCAAUUUGCCAGAGAAAAUGACUCUACAGACGACUAUGGCUAACCAUUCGUUUCAAUUGUUGGAGUUCGUGGACGAACCUGGCAUCUACCUUGCUGUUAUGAGAUUCAAUUAGGAGUAGGA
Salvia hispanica is the source of this 854-nucleotide messenger RNA. RefSeq lists its product as uncharacterized. The record is from RefSeq and is a predicted model, not a curated record. NCBI's taxonomy places the organism in Eukaryota, Viridiplantae, Streptophyta, Magnoliopsida, Lamiales, Lamiaceae. Gene Ontology annotation, cellular component: chloroplast.